AUGAGCUACGUUAAAAAGGACGAAGAUGCUGAUCAGGUCAUGCUCAAGCUUGACCGCACCACUGUUUUCCAAGAUGCGAGAUUGUUCAAUUCUUCGCCUAUAUCGCCUCGAAAAUGCCGUACCCUCCUGACGAAGAUCGCCGUCCUCCUGUUCACCGGCGAGAAGUUCCCGACGAACGAGGCCACGACGCUCUUCUUCGGCAUCUCCAAGCUCUUCCAGAAUAAGGACCCUUCGCUGCGGCAGAUGGUAUAUUUGAUUCUGAAAGAGCUGGCAAACACGGCAGAAGAUGUCAUUAUGUCUACUAGCAUCAUCAUGAAGGAUACCUCCGUUGGCAGUGACGUUCUUUACCGAGCAAACGCCAUCAGAGCGUUAUGCCGCAUUAUCGACGCUACUACUGUUCACGGUAUCGAACGCCUGAUAAAGACUGCCAUUGUCGACAAGACUCCGUCGGUUUCGUCCGCAGCCUUGGUAUCCUCGUACCACCUCCUCCCCGUCGCGCGCGAUGUAGUUCGAAGAUGGCAGAGUGAAACGCAAGAGGCUGCUUCGUCGACCAAGCAAUCCUCCGGGUUCCUUGGCUUCUCCACGGGUCAAUCCCACGCGAUUUCACAGGCGAACUACAUGACCCAGUACCAUGCCAUCGGACUUCUAUACCAGAUGCGGUCGCACGAUCGAAUGGCCUUGGUGAAGAUGGUCCAGCAGUAUGGCGCAGCUGGAGCAGUCAAGAGCCCGGCGGCAGUCGUCCUGCUCGUGCGGUUGGCAGCGAUGCUGGCGGAGGAGGAUGCAAGCCUGAGGAAGCCCAUGAUGCAAAUGCUUGAUGGCUGGCUCCGACACAAGCAUGAGAUGGUCAACUUUGAGGCUGCAAAGGCUAUCUGCGACAUGAAGGAUGUGACCGAUGCAGAGGCCUCCCAGGCUGUCCAUGUUCUGCAACUGUUCCUCUCCUCGCCGCGUGCAAUCACCAAGUUCGCCGCGAUCAGGAUCCUGCACAACUUUGCGUCAUUUAAACCCCACAUCGUGAACCAAUGCAACCCGGAUAUCGAGUCGCUUAUCUCGAACAGCAACCGAUCCAUCGCCACGUUCGCCAUUACCACCUUGCUCAAGACGGGCAACGAGGCUAGCGUUGAUCGUCUCAUGAAGCAGAUUUCCGGGUUCAUGGCGGAUAUUACGGAUGAAUUCAAGAUUACGAUCGUCGAGGCCAUCCGGACCUUGUGCUUGAAGUUCCCCAGCAAGCAGGCUAGCAUGCUUUCGUUCCUCAGCGGUAUUCUUCGGGAUGAAGGUGGUUACGAAUUCAAGCGGGCUGUUGUCGAAAGCAUGUUUGAUCUUAUUAAGUUUGUGCCUGGAAGCAAGGAAGAUGCUCUUGCCCAUCUCUGCGAGUUUAUUGAAGAUUGCGAGUUUACCAAGCUUUCGGUCAGAAUAUUACACCUGCUUGGUGUGGAAGGCCCCAAGACCUCUCAGCCCACGAAGUAUAUCCGUUACAUCUACAACAGAGUCGUUCUUGAGAACGCUCUUGUCCGGGCGGCUGCCGUUACGGCGUUGGCCAAGUUUGGCGUCGGCCAGAAGGACCCGGAAGUCAAGCGGAGUGUUGCUGUUUUGCUCACACGGUGUCUGGAUGAUACGGACGAUGAAGUCCGGGAUCGUGCUGCUCUCAACCUCCGAUUGAUGAAUGAAGAGGACGAAUUUGCCAACCGGUUCGUGAAGAAUGAAACAUUCGCGACUCCUUUCGAUAUCUCUUCGAUUCCUGUUGUCUCCCACGAGCAGGCCCUGGCGGAGGAAAGGACCAAGAAGCUCACGUCCGCCACGCCGACGCUCAAGGCUCCAUCCACCGGCCCGCCGAAGGCCCAAGCCAACGGGGCUGCAGAGGGAGCAGCCACGGCGGCAGCGGCGACCCAGAAAUAUGCAGAGCAGCUUGCGCGCAUCCCCGAGCUCAAGGAGUAUGGCACGUUGCUCAAGUCAUCCUCUCCUGUUGAGCUCACUGAGAGCGAAACGGAGUACGUUGUCAGUGCCGUCAAGCACAUCUUCAAAGAGCACAUUGUCUUGCAGUACGACAUCAAGAAUACGCUUCCGGACACCGUCCUCGAAGAGGUGUCGGUGGUGGCAACGCCUACGGAUGAAGAAGCGGCCCUCGAGGAAGACUUCAUCGUUCCUUGUCCCAAAUUGGCUACGAAUGAGCCCGGGAUCGUCUACGUUGCAUUUAAGAAGCUGGGCGGCGAGCAUAGUUUCCCUACCACUUCGUUCACGAACAAUCUCAAGUUCACCAGCAAAGAAAUCGACCCCACAACUGGUGAACCCGAGGAGAAUGGUUAUGAGGAUGAAUACCAGGUUGAAGAUCUUGAGCUUACUGGCAGUGACUAUGUCAUUCCCAACUUUGCCGGCAGCUUCGACCAUGUGUGGGAGCAGACCGGCGCCAAUGGCGAAGAAGUUAGCGAGACGUUCCAGCUGAGCAAUGUGAAGAGUAUUGCAGAUGCUACCGAGCAGCUCACCGCUGCGCUCUCUCUACAGCCACUCGAGGGUACUGACGUUGCGCUUAGCAAUAGCACGCAUACGCUCAAGCUCUACGGCAAGACCGUCUCGGGAGGCAGAGUGGCGGCCCUGGUCAAGAUGGCCUAUUCGGCCAGGACCGGUGUCACCACGAAAGUCACGGUCCGAGCGGAGGAGGAGGGCUUUGCAGCUGCUAUUGUGGCGUCCGUGACCUAA
Molecule: messenger RNA, 2691 nt
Organism: Rasamsonia emersonii CBS 393.64
Lineage: Eukaryota; Fungi; Ascomycota; Eurotiomycetes; Eurotiales; Trichocomaceae
Product: Coatomer subunit gamma
Exons: 6
Coding region: 1-2691 (896 amino acids)
Biological process (GO): intracellular protein transport; intra-Golgi vesicle-mediated transport; protein secretion
Cellular component (GO): COPI vesicle coat; endoplasmic reticulum; Golgi membrane
Molecular function (GO): structural molecule activity
Source: RefSeq, a predicted model, not a curated record